GGCACUGGUGAACAGUGAAGGAAGACGAGCUUGAGCUCGUCUUAAAAAUCUUCCCGAUGGCAGCUUGGAUAAAAGCCUGGUUGUGUGCAAAUUGUACAACAAAGAGUUUUCUGAUCACUGCAGCACUUCAAGCCGACGGUAUCACCUCAAUGUAAAACAUGUUGCUGUUAGCACCAGAGCUAAUGUUAGCUACGAGUCAUGCUAAUGGUGUAGCCAUCCCAUAAUAGACCACUUUUCUAGACAAUGCUUGAGUUUACAGAAAGUCUUAAAAUGUUGAAUAAAAUCGCUAUAAUUGUACUUAGAUUUGCAGUAAUCUGUGAAUGUAGCAGACAGAUGAAAAAUGCAGAUAAAUAGAAAUGAAACAUUUUUGUGGUUUAAGUUUUUACUCCGUCGAGGCUCUGCCUCCUUGGAGGAGGAAUAACCUAAACAACAAAAAUAUCUAAAAUCACUUUUUUCUAUAUGUCCCAUUUUCCUUUUUUUAACAUAAAUUUUAAAUUAUAAACACGAAUAUGUCUAUUCAUCGAUUCAGCUGUCAACCACAAUUUUAUUUGAAUUGAAAAAACUUCACUUAUUGUGUCAAAUAUUGCUGUUUGACAAAGCUGCAAUUAAUUGCAAUUAAUUAAUUACAAAGCCUGUAAUUAAUUAGAUUAAAUUUUUAAAUCGUGUCCCACCACUAGAAUUAAUAUAUUUUUUCUGUAUUUUUAAAAAAUGAUUAUCUGUUAAUUUCAGAAAGCAUUGACAAUCUGUACAGGUAAAAACCUUUUUUUUUCUCCAAAAAAUCUAAUUUAUUCUAUGCUGAGUUUUGCUGCUUUUGUUUUUGAAUGCCAUUCUGUUGUUUGUCUUUAUCUGUGUAAUGCACUUUAAAUCACCCCGUGUCUGAAAAUGAGCCAAACAAGGUUGAGAGCUGAAGAUGGAGGCAGAAACAGAUGCUCCGGUUGCCUUCAGGGGAAACGUCUCCCUGCUGAAUCCUGCGGGAUGUAAUAAGAGCAGGAGGCAGGGAGGUAUAAUUAGCAGCUCACUUUUCGGUUUCACUUCUGCCCUUUCUGAUUCUCUGUGUUUCAGUUUCCCCCCUCUCUGUUUUGUUUUCCUUGAAUCCCCUCUCUCAUCCCCAUCAUCUCCCUCUUGUUUUUGCAGUACUGGUCCUUUCCUUCAAGGUUGGCGGCAGCACUGAGAGCUCGGCAGAAAUCUGCUGACAUCAUCUCCCACGAUCCAGUCAUGGCUUGGCUGGGAGCGAACGGAGGGGGGUGAAAAAGAGGGCGAGAGAAAGAGGGAGAAUGGGAGGAGGGAGGGAGGAAAGCAGGAACUGGGCAUCAAGAGAGAGAAUACUGCAGCUCAGAUUCUGCACUCACACACACACACACACACACACACACACACACACACACACACACACACACACACACACACACACAUAUAUUCAGAUGAUCAUGAGGCUCUAAAACACACGCCCACAACAGCAGCAUCACUGUCCUGCACCACAGAAAGAAGACCAACCUCCACUCCCAUCUCUGCCUCCUUCGCUGUCCGUCUGCCUCAUUCUGUCUCACACACAAACACACUCUCAUAUAGACAGACACGUGCUGCAGGGGAGAUCUGAGAGCUGGUUCGCUGAGCAUUCACAUCCCCCUCCCCAUCCUUCUUCUUCUUCUUCUUCUUCUUUCUCCCUCUCACACUCUCUCCCUCUUCACCUUGUCUGUUCCGGCUGUAUGGUUUAUUGUUGCGUCAGAGCCACAGAGAGCCAGCGAGGAGCAUGCCGGGGGAGAGCACUCACAGAUCCGUCCCCGCCGACAAGCAUCCGGAGCAGGGGACCGAGGAGACGGGGCUCCCUGGACCAGACAUGACCAGACACCCGUCUACUGACUCCACACCGAGUGACAGUGGCUCCUCGCCAAGUGACAGCGGUUCCAGUCCUUCUCCCAGCACUCCACAGAAGCUACUCCCAGCAUGCACUUCUCCGUUUGGACCGCGACUGUUUCACGUGACACCCAGCUCCUCUGGGACUCCAAGACCUCAGCCUGAAGGCUCCGACCAUCGCAACAACAACACACCCAGACUGUCCGGAAAGUUAGGCGGUCAUGGACCAUGUGGCCGCCACCUUCCUGUAAAGAUGGAGAGAAUAAAGGUCCUGACUGGUUCUGAAGUGGAGAGUGACUAUCAAGAGCCACACACCAUUGACACCAGGGUGGUGAUGGGUCAAGAGACACUCCUCAAAACAACAGAGAUCCAGAAAGGGAACCCUCUUGUUGCACCAAGUGGUCAAGCUAUCCCUUUGCCAGAUAUUCCGAGCUUUUCAGCUCCUCAGGCACAAGCGAAAGAGACUCAGCUGGAAACCAGCAAAGACGAACACCAAUCCCAAAGCACUCAAAAACAGGAGGAUCAGCAAAAAGAAACAGUACAGCCCUCGACUGCUCUUCCUUUUCACAACCCCUUGUUCCCUUCCUCUAACUCCCCAGAGCCAGUCACCACAGACGACAGUUUGAUAGACAACAAGGAAGAGGGCGAGACCCUCUCUCAAGAUGAAGUGCCUUCCCUUGCUUGUUCUGAGCUUGCCUGUCCAGUUGCUUUGUCCUUCUCUGAGCCCAGCUAUACUGUCGACCCACUGCGAGUGGGCGUGCCCUCAUCUCUUGACCCAGACCUUUACUAUACCGCCCCUUCCACCCCGAUCAAGAUGGCUUCUCGCUCUUCGCACCUUAAACAUCAUUCAUAUCCGGGCUCGCCAGCCUGCCCUCUCUCCCCUGGCUCUCCCUCUGACAGCGAGGACCUCUGUUCGCCUCUCACCUCCCCUUCUGGCUCUUAUAUCACAGCAGAGGGAGGCAGCUGGGCCUCCUCUUAUACAUCCUCCACCUCCCCAUCCACUUCCCCCAACCUUCUCCUCACAGAAGAAACACAGGAGGCCCCUGCUUGCUUUGUGAGCUCCUUAUCCGAGAUUGGAGAUGAAGUUGGGGAGGAAAAGGGGCGAGUAGGACCAGAACGGGAGGAGGAAAGAGCUCAAGACUUCUGCCUGUAUCAUCCUGAAGAUUUUGUUCUUAAUUCCCGGAUUGGUAUAACAGACACGGUGAUCCUUGAGGAGGACGAAGCUCUAAAAUCGGAAGAGAUCAAUAUUUCAAGAGAAAGUUGUCGUCCUUGCUGGGUGACUGAGGAUGCAUCCCCUCUAAGAAGCAGCAGUACCAGUGACUCCCAGGAGGAUGGGGGAGAGUCUGAAAGUUCACUCUGCCCACUGGAAGAGGCCGGCGCCGGGAGAGCUGAGUAUUCUAGACCCAUGCAGACGGGCCUGAGGCUGCACCUGGAGGCAUGUAUAUCAGAGGAACAUUACGGACAGAUGGACAGCCACCCAGAACGUCCCUCCACUGCCUUGACCCCUGACACAGAGAACAUGACCAUGGCUUCAUCCAGCCUUAGCCCUGACUCACCUGUCCUCCCCUUUGAUGCCUUCUGUCCUGGAGCUUUUGACCACCUUGGCCCCAGUUCUUUCAUUCUCUCACAGGCAGCCUGUGCUGACGAUAUACCCGACGACGAGAGGAUGAUCCCUGCCUCCCUGAUCUCCUUUCCCCUCCACACCAGCCUCAUCUUUAAGGCUGAUUCAAUGGAAAUCACGCUGUUCCCCACAGAGGAAGAGAAUGAAAUAGAUGUUAAUGACAGAAAUGAAGGAAAGGAUGCAUAUGCUGCAGGAGAGGAGGAGGCAGAUGUUGAAGAUGAUGAUGAUGAUGACGACGAUGAUGAAGACGAUGAUUACGAUUAUGAUGAUGAUGAUGGCAAUGCGAAUGGAGCUGCACACAGUGAUGAAGAUGAGGAAAAUAAUAAACAUGAUGAUGAGGCAGGUGAGGAAGCUAAGGUAGAAGUGAAAGUGGUAGAAGAAGAGGAAGAGGAGGAAGAACAAGAGCAGGAUGAUGAUGAUGAUGAUGACGAUGAAGAGGAGGAGGAGUGUGAUAGCAAAGCAGUGGAGGAUCCUACAGAUGAAGACAGCUCAGCAUCUUUUCUUCAUUCACUCUCAGAAACAUCUAUCAACGAGGGCUUGGAUGAAUCCUUCUGCUUCCAAGACGAUACAGAUGACUCAUUAGAUUCCGCCUCCUAUAAUGGGGAGGAAGAUGAACGUCUAUACAGCACUGAGAGGCAUGCACAAUCACUAGAGCCCACAGCAGCAGACGGACCCGAUCAGUCUGAAAUCCAACCAGAACGUGAACAGAUGUCUACCACUGGAGCAGGUCACACUGAACCUUUGCAUAUACAACUGAGCAUGGACAUAGAAGUGGAUCACCCCAACACAUCCUGUCCUUCUGAAGCCAUUGCUGUCCACCCUAAAGGCAACAAUAAAGAACCUGUGGGUGACCCACAGUCAGACCCUGAACUGGGAUCUAUGGAUGGAACAGGGCGGACACAAACUUCAGAAGUGAGCACAGACAAACAAGUGGAUCACCAGAAACUGCAGAGUCCUUCAGAAGCAAAUUCUUGCCAUCCAGAAUCCUCCAGCAACCUCAGCAAGAGUGGGAAUGAGAAUGAAACGACAGAUAAUGCUGUUUCUUCCAACCCUCCUGUUGUCAUCCAAGCCUCACCUGACCCUGAUACUGAAUCCCAAACUUUUCCUCCAUCUGUCUCACCUGUGCAGGAGUUCAGCUCAGUCCUUCCAGAAGAAUCAGCUGAGGAAAAGGCCCAAGUGCAAGAUUUGCAAUCACAAAGUGAGUGUUCAGGAGCAGAGCCCUCAAAAGAACCAGAGAGAGACUCUUUUAAAUUGCUCAUCAAGCCUCGUCAUUACCACUCUGAAAGCCAAAGGACUGUAGGAGCAAGUAGAGUUGUGUUAUCAAAAUCUUUCUCCAGUAAAUAUGACGUGCCUGUCGGGGCAGAAGCCAUGUGUAGGUCCAGUAUUCAGUCUGACACUGAGCUUGACCAGAAGAAUGGCAAUGCCUCAGCUGAAUCUAUGAGUAUGGAGUGCAGAAUUAGUGAGUCCGGUCCCUCUCUGAAUAUGGUCACUGCUACCAAUGACCUGAAUAAAGGCGUUCUUCUGCUGUCCUGCCCAAAAGACUCAAUCCCCAACCCCAGUAAUAUCCCCGUUUCUGCCUCUGCCAUCUCAGAACUUGGUGACAAUCUGGCCCUGACGCCUGAACACUGCCCCGGUGACUCUGCACAGGAGAACCUGCGAGAAAACACCCUGAGUACCGAUGAGGGGAUCCUGGGAGCAGUCGGAUCCCCACACUCCCCUCUUGCCAUCUCACCCAAAAGGGAAAACUCAGAAACAGACACAAGCAGAGAGAUUGGUCCUGGAGCUGGAGCUUGGUGUGAUGCCAGGAUGGGGCUGGGCUUCGGUCUUGGUUUAGGAUCAGGGGCUGAAUUUGGUGUCUGGGGAGCUGGUGAGUCUCUCUCCUUGUCUCUGGGGAAGAGAUACGAGUUAGAGACGGAAAGCCUGCUUAUGUGUGAUACCGAGGGCCAAAGCACACAGACGUCGAUGGUUCCUAACAUGACCAGUGAAGUGUGUAAAAAUUAUGACAAUGUUCUGGGCUCUAUUCUGGAUGAAGAAGAUAACAACAGUCUGUGUGGAAGGAAGGACCAAGUAAUGGAUGAAGAACUGGUCGGAGAGGCAGCUUCUGAGUCCAACUUGGCCCGUUGGAAGUCCAUCGAGGAGAUCUCAGAGGCAGGGGGAGGAGAGGACGGAAGUUCCAGAUUCCCAGAGGACGACGUCAGCAAUCUAAACCCAAACAAUGAAGGAGAUAACACACAAAUACAAGACACUUGGAGGAAUUCUAACAAUAACAAUGACUCUGUCUUUGACUCUUUGGAAGUAGGAAUAUAUGGAAGCCUGAAUGCUCUAUCAGAGGAAGUGAGACACCAGAAAGUGAGUGUCAGUGCUAGAGAGUCUGUGUCUAAUAUUCCACUUGAAGAGAUGCCACCUCAGGUUUCGGCUGUGAUUCCUGAUAAAGAGCAAGAACCAACAGACAGAUCUAUAAACCAGACAUCUGACAUAAUGCAGACACCAUUCUCCAAGGAAGGUAUCUGUGGCAUCUCAGUGCCAGUAGUUGAAACUCACACAGAUGCAAUAAACAAACAUUUCAACUCGCUCGAUAAAUUGAGAUGUCAUACUAAUCCGGAAUGUCAGACAAUCCCUCCAAAUUCAACAUUUUCUUUACUACAGGGAUCUUUUGGAUCCUUCACUCCUAAAUGCAGGUCUGACAAUUCCAGACCAAGUAGAGCUAGUCAAGACAAGGUGGAAAAUACUGGUUCUCCGUCAGAAACAGACAUGGUGAAGCCUCAGACCGAAGGCCAAAGAAAAUGCGAUGUCAGUCCUGUGACUGACAGAAUUGUUGAUGAACCAAAGACUAAAGAUGCCUUUAGAGGAGAGCAGUGUGUUGUUUGUAACUCAGGGGAUGACGAUGAGGAAGAGAAAGUGGGAGGAAAAGCAAAAAAGAGUGGCGAAAAUAAAGAUAAGAGGAACAAAAAGGAAAAAAAAUCCUCUUCUGCACAGAAUGGCCAAGAGCACUUUGCAUGUCACACCCCUAAGGGGGGACUUUGCACAGAUACACCGAUUGCUGCUAAGAAAGGGAGGAGAGGGAAGAACAAACAGAGGGCAUCCCAGACAGGCGGUCAUGGCGACUCCAGCCCUGAAUCUGUAGACGAUUCAAAGAAACCUUCUGUUCCAUUAAAUACCACAGCAGAUGGAUGGUCAAAGGGGAACUCAGACAAUUCUAAGACUAAGAAAGGCAGCAGUGCCAACAACAACUUUUCACCGCCUGAUUGUCAACAGAGGACAUCCGGUACAAACAAAGUUGAAGCCAGUUCACAGAUGCAAGGGAAUAACAGUCCCAGUCCUGAUGUCAAAACUCCCAGCCAUGGACACUCCAACUCUGCCACACUUACCCCAGACAAUCUCAACAUUGUGAUGGCAGUGAACCAAAAUUUACAGCAGAACCAGGAGGUUCUUGAUAACAGACAACUGCCUGAUAGUCAGGGAGGGCUCACAGUGGACAUUAAUGACAACAACAUAAACCCAGGCCACAGCCCACCUACCCAUAACACCAUAUCAUACUCUCUGACCCCACCGUCUUCCUCGGCAUCUCCUAUUUCCUCCUCUUCAUCCUCCUCCUCUCUACCUUUUGCCUCAACAGAGCCAGAGAAUGAUCUUCCCACACCUGUGCAGGAAUCCCAACCUGUCCUCUCUGCCCUACAACAAACUUCACAGUCCAUGUGCCACACUACCUUUCCCACAUCACAGCGAGCCCCUGAUUCCAGAUUUCUUCCUAACAACAACCUCCAAGAGGUCACUGAUGUCUUUUCUACAUCAAGUAUCCCUGCCACAAGUGUCUCUUCGCCCUCAUUCUCCACUGGCAUUCCGCUAAGCCUGUUCCAAGCUACCCAGGAGUUGUCUUCAGCCAGCUCGGGGACAUUAGACUCAGUAUGUCCUCCAGACUCUAGUUCCCAUCCUCAGUCUCGGUCAUAUUCACAGUCUCAGGCGAAUGCCACCAUCCAGUCUCACAAACAAACAAAGCAAGGUCACACAUGGAGCUCACAAGACCGAUGCAGGGGUCCUAGUUUGGCUGAGGAGGAGACGGACAGCGAGGAUGAUAGUGGACUAACUCGACAUGUUCAAAGAUCUCAGUCCAGAGCAGCUGCAGGAAACAGAAAUGGAUCACUGCAGAAUGAGUCUGGCAUAGCCAAUCAACGGGAAAUCCAGCCUUUCUCUACCCACAGACUACCUGAGAGGCAGUCAGGCUGUCCAAUCAACCACAGCCACAACAUUUCUGAAGAGAUCGACCUCUCCUUCAAAAACAACUGCUCUAUACUGGCUUCCUGUAAUGAGUCUGAGAGUGAAGGGUCGGUGCCUGAGCUGGAAGAACCAGAACCACUGAGACCAUCAGAGCCACAGUCUAUCUCCUCUGCAGAUGAAGGGCUGAACAGACCAAAACAGAGCCGCAGUGAGAAGAAGGCCCGCAAGGCCAUGUCUAAACUGGGUCUGAAGCCAGUCCAUGGUGUAACCAGAAUCACUAUCAGGAAGUCAAAGAGCAUCUUGUUUGUCAUCAGCAGACCAGAUGUAUUCAAAAGCCCCGUAUCAGACAUCUACAUUGUAUUUGGAGAGGCAAAGAUCGAGGAUCUUUCUCAGCAGGCUCACAAAGCUGCUGCAGAGAAAUUCAAGGUGCCUGUGACCUCGUCUCCUUUAGCUCCACCUGUCCCACCGAGCCUCACCAUCAAGGAGAGUGAAGAGGAGGAAGAGGAGGUGGACGAGGGCGGUCUGGAGCAGAGGGACAUCGAGCUGGUGAUGGCUCAGGCCAACGUGUCACGAGCCAAAGCCGUCCGUGCACUGAAACACAACAAGAAUGACAUUGUGAAUGCUAUCAUGGAGCUGACCAUGUGAGCGGUGAGGACGUCGUGGCUCCUGCCUCCCUUAUUCCAGCCUAUAAAGCCUAAAACACCACUGACUCUUCUGUAUCGCUGCUGCUGUAUGUUGCAUCCCCAAAAUAUCUGCUAAAUAAAGUCUGUUCCAACGUAGGCUCUGA
Amphiprion ocellaris (clown anemonefish) is the source of this 8477-nucleotide messenger RNA. It is a transcript of the gene nacad, whose product is annotated as NAC alpha domain containing. The transcript is spliced from 10 exons. NCBI's taxonomy places the organism in Eukaryota, Metazoa, Chordata, Actinopteri, Pomacentridae. Gene Ontology annotation, cellular component: nascent polypeptide-associated complex; cytoplasm. Gene Ontology annotation, biological process: protein targeting to membrane. The record is from RefSeq and is a predicted model, not a curated record. The coding region runs from base 1751 to 8335 and encodes 2194 amino acids.